Molecule: messenger RNA, 636 nt
Organism: Musa acuminata AAA Group (dessert banana)
Lineage: Eukaryota; Viridiplantae; Streptophyta; Magnoliopsida; Zingiberales; Musaceae
Product: hevamine-A-like
Exons: 1
Coding region: 1-636 (211 amino acids)
Biological process (GO): carbohydrate metabolic process
Cellular component (GO): extracellular region
Molecular function (GO): chitinase activity
Source: RefSeq, a predicted model, not a curated record
AUGGCGAGCUUAUCACCACUGCUAGUAGCAGUCCUGUGCCUAUUACUUGCAAUCACAGGAAGACUGCAUGCUGAAUCAUGUAUUGGAGUCUACUGGGGUCAAAAUGGCAACGAGGGAAGCUUACGAGAAGCUUGUGCCACCGGCAACUACAAGUACGUCCUAAUAGCCUUCCUCAACCAGUUCGGCAACGGCCAGAUUCCACGGUUGAACCUCGCCGGCCACUGUGACCCCAACAGCGGCGGCUGCACUUUCCUGAGCAACGACAUAAUCUCAUGCCAGCAGGACUACAACGUCACGGUGAUGCUCUCCCUGGGCGGUGCCAUCGGCAACUACCACCUGGUGUCCAAGGAGGAUGCCAGGGAUGUCGCCGCCUACAUCUGGGACAAUUUCUUGGGCGGCUCAUCCCCCAACCGGCCCCUCGGGAACGCCGUGUUGGACGGGGUAGACUUCGACAUCGAGGGAGGGAGCAGAGACCACUGGGACGACCUUGUUCGCUACUUGAAGGCCUACAGCACGCCGGGGCAGAAAGUUUACCUGAGCGCGGCAACAGACUGCUGCAUGCCCGACUAUUACCUUCAAACUGCGAUCGACACCGGUCUCUUCGACUACCUGUGGGUGCAGUUCUGCGACAUCUAA